AUGGUCUCCUCCACUAUCGACGAUACCUCCCUCUCCGCCUCGCCCACUGAGCGCCGCAAUUCGCUCGAGAAACACCUCCAGAACCGUCCCGAGCCGCAGGACCUCAAGGAGAAGCAUAUUUUGCUGGACACUAAUGUUGCUCCAUCCAUCCAAGCCGCUCGUCAGGAGCUCGCUCGCCAGCGCGCAUCAGACAGCUUGAAGAAGCAUCUUGAGCAUAGACCCGAGAGGGAGGAGUUGGUUGAGAGAAACAUCCUCCCCUCCACCAACGCCGCCCCCGCCCUGCAGGCCCAUGCCCGUGAGCUCGAAAAACACAUGAUCGCCGACCAACUGGACCACAAGAUCCAAAGUCGGCCACAGCCAGAAGAGCUCAUUUCUCAGGGGAUCUUGGAUGAGGAGGAAGAUCCGAGAAAGCCGAGCGUUUAG
Messenger RNA from Aspergillus melleus, 423 nucleotides. Its product is annotated as RPEL repeat-containing protein. The transcript has 3 exons. The record is from RefSeq and is a predicted model, not a curated record. Bases 1 to 423 code for a protein of 140 amino acids. Lineage: Eukaryota; Fungi; Ascomycota; Eurotiomycetes; Eurotiales; Aspergillaceae.